AUGGGGAAGGAGCCUGAGAUUGUGCAUGAGGUUGAGAUGUACCAAUUAGAUAUAGUUGGGCUCACCUACAUGUACUGUAUGGGCUCCGGAACUAAUCUCCUUGAGAGGGGCUGGACUUUAUUCCACUCUGGAGUUACCCAUGACAAUACAAUCAGCGUGCUUGCCAAACACGAUACCUUCCGACGGCAGAAACAGGAGACAUACUUCUUGCCUAUCAUUGUGACAGACAACGGAAACCCACCAAUGAGCAGCACCAACACCUUGACUAUUCGAGUCUGUGGAUGCAGCAAAGAUGGAAUAGUCCAAUCCUGCAACGUUGAAGCCUACGUCUUACCCAUUGGUCUUAGUAUGGGGGCUCUUAUCGCCAUCCUGGCUUGCAUAAUACUCUUGCUAGUAAUAGUAGUACUUUUUGUGACCCUGAGGAGACACAAGAACGAACCUCUGAUUAUCAAGGAUGAUGAAGAUGUGAGAGAGAAUAUUAUCCGAUAUGAUGAUGAAGGAGGCGGUGAAGAAGACACCGAAGCUUUUGACAUUGCCACGCUACAGAACCCAGAUGGUAUCAAUGGAUACCUGCCACGCAAGGACAUUAAGCCGGACUUGCAGUUCAUGCCACGGGCAGGCCAGCACUCUGGCCCAAAUGGUGUGGAUGUGGAUGAAUUUAUCAACGUACGACUCCAUGAGGCAGACAAUGAUCCAACGGCACCACCUUACGACUCCAUUCAGAUCUAUGGAUAUGAGGGCCGUGGAUCAAUUGCAGGCUCCCUCAGCUCAUUGGAAACAGCAUCAUCAGACUCAGACCAGAAUUAUGACUAUCUCAGAGAGUGGGGCCCACGCUUCAGAAGACUUGGGGAGCUCUACUCAGUGGGUGAGAGCGAUCGUGAGACCUGACCUUUGUUUUCUUAGAGAAAAAAAUACUUUUUUUUUUUUUUUUUUGG
Molecule: messenger RNA, 935 nt
Organism: Nematolebias whitei (Rio pearlfish)
Lineage: Eukaryota; Metazoa; Chordata; Actinopteri; Cyprinodontiformes; Rivulidae
Product: cadherin-8
Exons: 4
Coding region: 1-888 (295 amino acids)
Biological process (GO): homophilic cell-cell adhesion; cell-cell junction assembly; adherens junction organization
Cellular component (GO): membrane; catenin complex; synaptic cleft
Molecular function (GO): cadherin binding; calcium ion binding
Source: RefSeq, a predicted model, not a curated record